Messenger RNA from Globicephala melas (long-finned pilot whale), 1774 nucleotides. RefSeq names its product proline rich 5 (gene PRR5). NCBI's taxonomy places the organism in Eukaryota, Metazoa, Chordata, Mammalia, Artiodactyla, Delphinidae. Gene Ontology annotation, cellular component: TORC2 complex. The record is from RefSeq and is a predicted model, not a curated record. Gene Ontology annotation, biological process: TORC2 signaling.
CGGCGGAGGUGGCGCGGGGACCAAGCCUCUGCUGGUAGCUGCCACCACGUCGCUGUCUUCCCUCUGUGCCUGGAUCUCUGUGUCUUCAGGUGGCCUUCUCAUAAGGACAACAGUCACUGGCUGCAGGGCCCACCCGACUCCGGUUGAAGUUCAUGAGUUCGCCCAGCCUCAGUGACCUGGGCAAGAGAGAGCCGGCCGCCGCCGCCGCGGACGAGCGGGGCACGCAGCAGCGCCGGGCCUGCGCCAACGCCACCUGGAACAGCAUCCACAACGGGGUGAUUGCCGUCUUCCAGCGCAAGGGGCUGCCCGACCAGGAGCUUUUCAGCCUCAACGAGGGCGUCCGGCAGCUGCUGAAGACGGAGCUGGGGUCCUUCUUCACGGAGUACCUACAGAACCAGCUGUUGACAAAAGGCAUGGUGAUCCUGCGAGACAAGAUCCGCUUCUACGAAGGACAGAAGCUGCUGGACUCGCUGGCAGAGACCUGGGAUUUCUUCUUCAGCGACGUGCUGCCCACGCUGCAGGCCGUCUUCUACCCGGUGCAGGGCAAGGAGCCGUCGGUGCGCCAGCUGGCUCUGCUGCACUUCCGGAACAUCAUCACCCUCAGUGUGAAGCUGGAGGACGCGCUGGCCCGGGCCCGCGCCCGCGUGCCCCCCGCCGUCGUGCAGAUGCUGUUGGUGCUGCAGGGGGUGCACGAGUCCCGGGGAGUGACCAAGGACUACCUGCGCCUGGAGACGCUGAUCCAGAAGGUGGUGUCGCCCUACCUGGGCACCUACGGCCUCUACUCCAGCGAGGGUGCCUUCACACACUCCUGCAUCCUGGAGAAGCACUUCCUGCGCCGCUCCCGAUCGGGGGACAUCCUGGCCAAGAACCCGGUGGUGCGGUCCAAGAGCUACAACACGCCACUGCUGAACCCCGUGGCGGAGCACGAGGCUGAGGGUGCGGUGGCCGGCGGCACGGGCAUCCGCAGGCACUCGGUCUCCGAGAUGACGUCCUGCCCCGAGCCCCAGGGCUUUGCUGACACACCCGGCCAGGACCCUGCUGGGACCUUCAGACCCUCCCCAGCGCCCCCAUCGGGGCCUUGCCCCAGCAGACUGUACCCUCCAGCGCAGCCCCCUGAGCCUGGCCCAGGCCCGGCCCGCAGCUCACCAGCCUCCUCCAGCCCCGAGAACCUGGUGGACCAGAUCCUGGAGUCGGUCGACUCGGAUUCGGAAGGGAUCUUCAUUGACUUUGGGCGGGGCGGUGGCUGUGGGACGUCUGAGUCUGAGGGGGCAGGGGGCCGGCAGAGUGUCGUGUGACCCAGGCCUUGUGUUUUUACUGACCCCGCGUGUACGCCUGUGCGGUGCGUGAAUGCGAGAGUUUUCUACUCUGUCCCGUCCAGUCCCCCGUCGGCCUCAGCCACUUUGGCAUUCCUGAGUCUUUGUCGAAAAGACCGUCGCCGCCCGAGACCCCGGCACCUUUGUUCUGGGGCGUCAGGGGCUCAGCAGGUGCAGGGCAGCCUCCUGUGCGUGGAGCAGACCUGGCCGCUCCCUGCACCCCAGCCUGCUCAGCCCUCCAGUGUCCACACCAUGCAGACUGUGAACCCCUCAGCUCGGCCAGGCCUCCAGAGAGACCCCCCCCCCAGGGUCAGUGGCAGAACUGCCUCCCCGUCCCCCACUCGCCUCGGGCCACAGCGUGACCUCCUGUGUGCACCUCUGUCCCAGACGCUCCACGCAGCCCGUCCUCGCUCAGCCUGGCGUGGCUGUGGGUGGGAAGCGGGUGGAAUAAAACUUGUCUG